Molecule: messenger RNA, 1137 nt
Organism: Stegodyphus dumicola
Lineage: Eukaryota; Metazoa; Arthropoda; Arachnida; Araneae; Eresidae
Cellular component (GO): extracellular region
Molecular function (GO): hormone activity
Source: RefSeq, a predicted model, not a curated record
AGAACUGCAAUGGCAAUGUGGAUUGCUGUCUCCAUGUGGACUGCAUUCUUUGCGUCCUUCCUCCUUUGCACAACGGCUAUCCAUUCCACCCACAGCAACUUCCCAGAUUUCGAUACUCCAAAACAAGGACAAUAUCUUGGAUCCCACAAAGGUUCUUUCUCUCACACAAACCCAAGCUGGAGUGAAUUAAACGAAGAUGCCAGCAAUUACCUUUACGGAGCUAUGGAUAAAGACGGCUUGGGACAAACAGCUGCCACUAGAAAUGGAUUCUUAACUUUAAAUUCUUGGCCAGAUAGUGAUUCCGUUACAAUGGCUCGUCAGAUACUUGGAGAUUCUAGCGACUCGAUAAACAGUCACAGUGGUGCUGAUAACGACGUCGUGAGUGACGAAGAUAUGCCAAAAGCCAAAAGAAAUGGUCAUUCUCUGUCCAUUGUCAAUCCCAUUGAAGUUCUGAGGCAACGCCUGAUGCUGGAAAUGGCCCGAAGACGAAUGCAAGAGAACGAAAAGCAGAUCCAGCAAAAUGAUAUUAUUCUCAAAAAUUUGGGAAAAAGAUCUGCUUCCUUCGACGGUGGAGAAAAUUUCGACAUUGCAAACGGAUCAGGCAAGAGGACGAAAGAUUACCUUAGAACACUACAGAUCACGGAUCCCGAAGAUUUCGAAGUUUGAAAAUGCAAGCUGCAAAAAAGAAUCACUAAAAAAAAUCUUAUGUAUAAAAGACACUUUCAUUCUACAAAAAUGAAACAAAUUAACGACAAUGCAGUAUUCAAAAUGUAUGAGUAGUUUUGAAAUUUUUAAUGGCACAUUCUAACGCACUUCCCCAAAAGCACUUUUUGAAUAAUCUGUGGUUCCUCUAAAUGUUCAUUUCUUAUCUGGACUUAACAUGUUUUGAAUGAAAUCUUCUACCCCUCGGUAUUUGAUGUCAAAAUUAAGAAUGUGUUCACGUGAUGUGUGAUGUAACUCUUAUAUUAAAAUGUUGUCGUUACGUGACUAUAUGUAAUUUUACAUGUAUUUUUCCUGUACCAGUGAUAUAAAGAAAGAUCAGUGAUUAAAAUUAAUAUCAUAAUCACAAAUUAUCAUAUAAUAAAUUUUUAUGUAUAUAUAUAUACUAUAUAUAUAAAUAAAGAAAUGUGUCGAAAA